GCCGAUAUGUAUUAAUAACAUAAUAUAUACACAUUCAUUAUUUAGUUGGGCCAUUUAGUUAAUGGUCAGUCAGUCGCUAGCUGUCUGCCGAAAGGAUAGCAACCCAAACCCCCCUCGGGGAAGAAGAAUUCUAAACGCGGCCGCCCCUGCAACGGAUUUUGGCUGGACAAUCGCAACUUAGAAGUGAUCUGUCGAUUUUCAGGACGCAAGUACUUUACGGAUUUCUGGUGGUUUAUCGAAAUUAAGUGCCAUUCAAUUUAUGCAUCGUAUUAAACCUGAGCAAGUGCCAUUGAAUAAGGAUAGAGGAAAGGAUCUACAUGUGAAAUGCUAAUGCUUUAAAGUGCCUUCGUUGCUAAUGCAGCAAACAAAGCAGAAAUUAUCUAAAUAUUGAAGUGUCUGUGCCUGUGAAGGUGUGCCGAAAAAAGGAUCGAAAAUUACUAUCAUUUGGAAUAUAAAACCACGAUUCCCUCCGGGAGAAUGCACUACCUCUGACGAAUCGCUCGAGAAGAAACCGAAAGCGGUUCAGUUUGAAGAUUGUGCAAUUUUGCACUUUCCUGCUUGGUGAAUACUUUGGGCUCUAGGGGGUGUGUGUGUGAGGUGAAGAGAACGCAAAACCGAAUCCAGUGAACAGCGACGACCUGUUGCGAAAGGAUACUACACGGAAUUGCGCUUUGCCGGGAGUUCUAUUGGGGUGCUAAGGUUUGUUUGCUUUUGGCGUUUGUUUGGGCGAAAUCGCGUGCGGUGUGUGUUUGCCAAGUGAGCCCAGGAGACGACUUCGGAUCUGAGGAGACUGCGGCGCACGUGAAUGGGAAACGGCAAAAGAUUAAGAUAAUGCAGGCGAUCAACAGGUGGCUGUUCGAGUAGAACCAGUAGCUCUCUGUAGUGAACGCAUCUGUGAUCGAAACUUCGGCUACUAGUAACUACUAGUGCUAGUAACUCUAAUACUGCCUCGAUUCCGCGGCCAUCACUGGAAGCCAUACACGAAUCGUCACUUUUAUGGAUGCUUGUCGAUAGCACUUAUUACACAGCAAUAUGAGAUAUUUACAAAUUGUAGUAUUUAUAGUAGCGUACCAAAUUAGUUUAUCCAAUUCGAGGCGGUUUGGCACUCGACACAAACGGCAGUAUGGCAGCAAUCUAUAUUUACCAGAGAGUUAUAUAGUGCCGGGUGGCGAGGACGCACCGGAUGACCAUUGGGGCCCCUGGAGUGCCCCGUCCGAGUGUUCGCGCAGCUGCGGUGGCGGAGUGGCCCACCAGACGCGGGAGUGUUUGCUGGACACGAGUCCAGAAGGUCCGUCACGAUGCCAAGGAGGAAGCCGAAAGUAUUUCUCCUGCAACAUUCAGGACUGCCCGGAAGGCGAACCGGACUUCCGCAAGCAGCAGUGUUCCGAGUACAACAGUGUCCCCUUCGACGGGCAUCGGUAUCAGUGGGUACCGUACACGAAGGCGCCAAAUCCUUGCGAGCUCAACUGCAUGCCGAUUGGGGAACGGUUCUACUAUCGCCACAAGGCAAAGGUCACUGACGGAACUCGGUGCAACGAUGAGCGGUUCGACGUAUGCGUGGCUGGAACCUGCCAAGCGGUAGGCUGUGACAUGAUGCUCGGAUCUAACGCGAAGGAAGACAAAUGUCGAAUCUGUCAGGGUGAUGGCAGUGGAUGCAAAACCGCUUCUGGUCUGCUGGACGCAAACAAUCUCCAGGUUGGUUACAACGAUCUUCUGCUGAUCCCAGCAGGAGCAACGAACAUUGCCAUCAAGGAGCGAGGACCAUCGAACAAUUAUCUGGCUAUUCGCAACCUAACCGGAUUUUAUCAUCUGAACGGCAACUACCGAAUCGAUUUCCCCCGUGUGAUUCCCUUUGCCGGUAGCGAUUGGCACUACGAACGGAAACCGCAAGGAUUCGCUGCACCGGAUAAGCUAACCUGUUUGGGGCCAACAUCGGAAUCCGUGUACUUGGUUCUGUUGUCACAAGAUCGCAACGUUGGUGUGACCUACGAAUACAGCAUUGCAUCCAAAGCCGCCCCAAUUGAUGAACCGGAUAGUUACUCCUGGACGUACACUCCGUUUGGUGAUUGUAGUGUAGCGUGUGGGGGUGGAGUCCAAUAUCGGAACGUGACAUGCAAUAGCCGCUCCACACUGAAGCAGGUAGAGGAGAGUCUGUGUGAUGCUGCAUCGAAACCUUUGGAAUCACAACGAUGCGCACAGGAAGCUUGUCCACCGAAAUGGCUCGAAGGUCCUUGGGGAAAUUGUUCGCUACCGUGCGGUAAUGAGGGCAAGCAAACGCGAGAUGUACACUGUCAACGGGUUUCUGCGGAUGGAGUGCCGGAAACCGUCGAGGACACUGUUUGUUUGGAGCAGGUUGGUAACAAACCGGCAACGGAACAGGAAUGCAACCGCGGUACCGUUUGUCCGGAGUGGCAUGUUGGCAAGUGGACUCCUUGUAAUAAAUUGUGUGGUGAAGGCAAACAAACUAGAACCGCUGUUUGUUUCCGCAAGGAAAACGGGCGAAUUACGGUACUGGACGACAGCGAAUGCAUCACCGAGAAGCCAGAGGUGCAGAAGUCAUGUAUGCUGAGACCAUGUGAGGGCGUAGAUUAUAUAACUUCUUCCUGGAGUGGGUGCGACGAAUGCGGAACGACGGUAGAAACUCGAACAGUAUAUUGUGCAUCCAAAGCUGGAACCGUUUAUGAUAACAAGUUUUGCGCCAAUCGAGAGCUGCCUGAGUUGAAGCGCGAGUGUACAGCCGUUCCAUGCGAAUAUCAGUGGUUUUCCUCGCAGUGGAGUAAAUGUUCGGCAGUGUGCGGAAAAGGUGUUCAGACACGAACGGUCGUGUGUGGCGUCUUCGACGGUCAGUCGCUGAAGCGAGCGGACGACGACUAUAAGUGCGAUAUAAAGUUGAAACCGAAGGCGGAACGGGAGUGCGAUGGCCCCGAGGAAUGCCCCGGUCAGUGGUUCACUGGUCCUUGGACGGAUUGUUCGAAGGACUGUGGCGGAGGGUUCAAGUCACGAAAAGUGUUGUGCAUUGCGAACGGAACCGUGGUUGCGGAAACGAGCUGCAAAGUGGACACGAUUGAAAUGAGCACAGAGUCGUGCAACAGCCACGACUGCACGGACGAUGAAAUCAUUCCGGUAGAUGUCACUAGUAAACCUUUGGAGGAAGACGAUUAUGACGAAGAAGAAUGGUGCGAGGAUGAGGAAGAGGAAGCAACUGAAUCACCGGAUGGUGUUUUGAUGGUUACAGAUGACAGCACUCUGGUUGAUGGCGUUGAUCUAGAAUCUUCCCAGGGAACCACCGAAUCAUCACUGGAAACUGAUGAAAUGAUGCUAAGUGAUGCCACCGGAUUUGAAACGGGUAUUACAGAUACCGAUACCUCAACAGAUGAAUCAACGAUUGAAGGGUCGGGCUAUGACAUUGACGCAAGACUAGGUGAGUCAGCUUCUCUUGCGACGGAUGAAGGCUCCGGGGAAGAUGUUGAAACUUUCUUCUCUUCGAGCCAAGCCCCAUCUGCGGCCGAAACAUUAUCAUCAUCUGCAGGUUCGACAUUAGAAUCGCUUUCUUCACUCAAAGUAUCAGAAGCGGCAUCAGAGAGCUCAACAUCUGCCACAGAGAGUACAAGCUUGGAUUCCUCUUCGGCUUCAACGGUAGAUGCAAUGUCUGUGUCUUCCACUGCUUCGUCACUCUCAUCAGAAGCAUCAACUGAUUCGUCUGUCGCCUCAACAUCUGAUACUUCAGCGAGCACAUCAGACUCCACAUCGGAAAGUUCACCGUCUGAUACUACAGAAACUACCAACGAAAGCUCAACGACUGAACUCUCCUCUACAACAGAUAGUUCCGAAAGUACAUCUCCGGCAUCCAGUUUGCAAACUAGUGACGAAACACUAGACGCUUCAAGUGAACCUUCCACAACAGUUGACUCAAGCUCCAGCCUGGUAACUGACAGUACCACACUUGACACCCAAUCAACCACAGCUUCCGACACAAGCGAAUCAUCCCUAGACAUCACUGAAAGCUCAGAAUCAACCGUGGACAGUUCCAAACUUACUACGGGAGCCGAAACUGAAACAACUCUUACCAAGGAAACCGACUCAACUGCACCUACUGAAUCGACUGUUACCGAAGAGACCGUUCCGACCCAAGAGCCUCCUAGCACCGAGACUUCUCAAACAGAAUCCUCCUUCGGGGAUGUUACCGAUUCUUCAACAAUCGAGAGCACAUCCGAUGGCAUGGAGCUCUCGACUGAAACGUCAACCGAUGUUGAGGCCAGCACUUUCGACAUUUGGUUACGCGGAAAGGAAGACGAUGAUGAAAGCAGCACACCGUACACGCUUACAUCGGUCAUUUCGAAAGAACAGAAACCACGUAAAUGCAAACCUAGACCGAAGACACCGCAAUGUACGAAAUCAAAGUUCGGCUGCUGUUCGGAUGGAAAGACGAAAGCUGCAGGUCCCUUUGACGAGGGCUGUCCGGUACCGGAAACGUGCAAAGAAACUAAGCAUGGGUGCUGUCCGGAUGGUGUUUCACCUGCUAAGGGUCCUAAAAACAAGGGUUGCCCCAAGUCGGAGUGUUCCGAAACACUAUUCGGUUGCUGUCCGGAUAAGAUUACUCCAUCGGAGGGUAAUGACUUUGAGGGUUGUCCAGUGGAAACUACCACUGUCGCAGGCUGUAUGCUCAGCAAGCAUGGUUGUUGUGCGGAUGGUGUUACUGAGGCUAAGGGGGCUAAUUACAAAGGAUGCCCAGGUGUGGUAGAGCCCGUUGAGGAACAAGUUGUUGAUGAAGACACUGAGGUACCGGUGGACGUUGGUGGAUGUGCGGGUACUGCUCAUGGGUGCUGCAGUGACAACGUCACGGCAGCGACUGGCCCGAAUGGGGAAGGAUGUACCAUAUGUGCGAAUGAACCAUUCGGAUGUUGCCCGGAUCAGAAGACUCCAGCGCAUGGACCGAAUCGGGAAGGUUGUUGUCUGGAAACGCCGUAUGGCUGUUGUCCGGAUAACAUCAAUCCAGCACGCGGACCUAGUUUGGAGGGAUGUGGUUGCGAAUAUUCACCCUAUGGAUGCUGUCCAGAUAACACGACUUCGGCCCGAGGUCACGGCAAUAUGGGCUGUGGAUGUCAAUACGCAGAGCAUGGCUGUUGUCCGGAUAAAGAAACGGAUGCUCAGGGGCCCAACUUUGAGGGUUGUCCAUGUCAUGCGUUCCAGUUUGGAUGCUGUCCAGAUGGUGUUACGCCGGCGAAGGGUCCACACAAUCACGGUUGCCACUGUUCGUAUAGCGAGUUUAAAUGUUGCUCGGAUGGACAGACGCCUGCGCAGGGUGAAAACUUUGAGGGCUGCACUUGCGCUACAAGCAAGUAUGGAUGCUGUCCGGAUGGAGUCAAUGAAGCGCAAGGAACGAAAUUCGAAGGAUGCGAGGUGGUACCAGAGUCACCGCAAAAGGCUUGCGUGCUCAAGAAGGACAUGGGACCAUGUCACAACUACACCGUUAAAUACUUCUUCGAUGUGGAAUACGGCGGCUGCGGACGUUUCUGGUAUGGAGGAUGUGAUGGCAAUAAAAACCGGUUCGAUACGACCGAGGAGUGCAGGGAUGUGUGCGAAACACCAGAAGGAAAGGAUAAGUGUCAGUUGCCGAAAAUCAGCGGUCCCUGCACGGGUUACUAUCCCAUGUGGUAUUACGAUGCCGAUCGCAACAUGUGCACACAGUUCACCUACGGAGGCUGUCUUGGAAAUGCCAAUAGAUUUGAAACCGUGGACGAAUGUAAAGCUUCUUGCGUUGUGGACGAAGCCAUGCCACCCUGUGACCAACCAACCGAACGAGGACCUUGCAAUGGAACCUUCGAGCGAUGGUAUUACGACAAAGAGCGUGAUAGCUGCGAACGGUUCCAGUACGGAGGAUGUAAGGGCAACAAAAAUAACUAUCCGACUGAAAGCUCCUGCCACUAUCACUGCAAGAAACCAGGAGUUCACAAGCCGAGCUGCACAUUGCCAAAGGAUGAAGGCAGUUGUGAUGGCAAGCUGGCCCGCUGGCACUUUGCCCGAGAUGAUAAUAAAUGCAUGCCUUACUACUACACCGGUUGUGGUGGCAAUGAAAAUCAGUUUAUAUCGCAGGACCAGUGCGAAGAACAGUGUCCGCCGAAGGUUGAGAAAGACAUCUGCUUCCUGCCGGCAGAAAUUGGUGAAUGCCAGAACUACACUGCCCACUGGUACUUCGAUACGAAGGAAGCUCGAUGCCGACAGUUCUACUACGGAGGUUGCGGUGGCAACGGAAACAACUUUGUCGAUGAACAGUCUUGUACCAAUCGGUGUGUCUAUGGAGGCGAGAAGACAACAGUGGCAGCACCCGUACAACCUACUCCACCGGAGGAACCUAAGCGACCGUCGCAUGAGCAUUUCGAUACCCGGUUUUGCUUCCUGGAGAUGGACUCUGGUGAUCGCGAGUGUUCGAAUUGGGCGCGACGGUUCUUCUAUGACCGUGGCUCGGGAACUUGCAUGGACUUUACGUACACUGGUUGCGGUGGCAACGAGAACAACUUUGCUAGCUUUGAGGAUUGUGAUAGAGCUUGUGGGAGAGCUGAGGAUGGCUGUAGUCUACGACCAGCGUACGGACGUUGCUCGGAGAAUGAAACACGUUGGUACUAUGACCAACGUAAUCAGCGGUGCCACUCGUUCACCUUCAGUGGAUGUCAGGGUAACGCAAAUAAUUUCCUCUCCGAACGGCAGUGUGAAGAGCACUGCAGACCGGCUCCCGCUCCAGCUCCCGUUCCGAGUCCAGCUGCUAACGUUUGUGACGAACCGUAUGAAUAUGGCACCGGAAAUGAUCCAACUAUUGUUUACAUCUAUAACAAGGAGCGAGCAUCAUGCGAACAGAACUACUACAGCGGGGAAGGAGGAAACGGAAAUCGAUUUAGCUCUCAGGAGCAGUGUGAACGACAGUGCGGCGAGUAUCGUGGAGUUGACGUCUGCCAGGAUGCAAAGGAUGCUGGACCGUGCGACGAAACACUGCCGAGGUUCUAUUACGACUCACUAACCCGAGCUUGCCAUCCGUUCAACUACAGUGGCUGCGAAGGUAAUGGAAACCGCUUUACGACCAGUGAGGAAUGUUCCACGACGUGCGUCGACAAACAAGUCGAUAACGAAGUUGAUCCAUGUGAGAGCUACAACGAAGAGUGCCAACAGUUGCACUGUCCGUAUGGAGUGGCCCGGUCGUACGAUGCGCACAAUGAUUGCGAGCGUUGCUCUUGCGAAGAUCCCUGCCAGAAUGAACGCUGUCCACCUGGAACGGAAUGUGCGGUGGAUAUUCAGAGCGACUACAAAGACGGAACCAUUUUCAUUGCAAUCUGCAGACCAACCACAAAGGAGGGAGAAUGUCCGCGGUUGAUAAAUGCCACCGUUUGUCAGGAUGAUUGUCGAACGGAUGCCGAUUGCCGAAACGACAACAAAUGCUGCCAGGCAGGCUGUGCUAAGGUCUGUGUACCUCCAGUGGCUCCACCGGUGGUGGAAGAACAUCGCCCACCGUACGGACCAGGAGCACCCGCUCCACCGAUAUUACAAUCCGUCCCGGAGGAGGAAUUGGACAUCAAAUCCGAAGAGGGCGGAGUAGCCACGCUUAGAUGUUACGCAACAGGCUUCCCGCCUCCUUCAAUUCGGUGGAAGAAGGGAGAGGUUAUACUGAACACCAAUCAAGGACGCUUUGUGCUGACAUCUAGCGGUGAUCUUCAAAUCGUUCAACUGCAUCGUACGGACAGUGGAACCUACGUCUGUAUCGCAGACAAUGGAAUAGGAGAACCCGUUUUCCGAGAAGUUUCGCUUCAAGUCAGAGAUCCCGUCCCACGGGAUGCAUACAUAGCGGGACCGCUCAACGAUACUCAGGUGGUGGAGCUAAAUGAACCGGCUUCGAUCCGCUGUCCGGCUGGUGGCUAUCCCAAGCCGAUCGUAACCUGGUGGCGGGAGACUUUCAUGAUGCCCAUCAAGUUUAUCAAUCGUGACUACUCGCUGCAGUUCACCCGCGUUCGGCUAGCCGAUCUCGGACCGUAUGUCUGUCAAGCUUAUUCCGGGGCCGGCAAAGGGAUUUCCCGAACGGUAACGUUGAAAGCUUAUGGUCCUGUUCAUAUAAUCGAUCCGGUGGAUGAAAAAUUCCUUCGUUAUAUUGAACACACUCGACCCGCUCCUCCUCCAACCUAUCGUCCAGUUGCUCCCCACCAUCCUCGCCCCACGCCUCCUAUCUACCAUACUCCUCCCCCAACGCCGGAGCACAUUCCAGAGCCAGCAAUUUCGCCACUUUACAUCUUCGCAGUACCCGUCUCGGCUAGACAGGAAUUCCCGUAUGGUCACCAGUUCACACCGAACAGUAAUAUCACGAUACGUUGCAUAACCGACGGUUUCCCACGACCCACGGUUAACUGGUUCAAGGAUGGCCGAAUCAUGGAACCAUCGAAUCGGGUCUACAUCGAGGACGACAAUACUCUGCACGUGUUCGGAGUCCUCCCGUCGGAUGCUGGUGCAUACAAGUGUCUCGCACGCAACGAACACUCGGAAGCGUUCGAAGAAAACACGGUUCGGGUGGAAGGAGUUUUCAUACCACCCAACUGCACGGACAACCCAUUCCUGGCCAAGUGUGCAUUGAUUGUGCAGGCCCGCUUCUGUAACCACAAGUACUACGCCAAGUUCUGCUGUAGGUCUUGCACUCUAGCUGGACAGUUGCAUCCUUGAAGGGAUGAACGAAAGGCCCAACAUAAACCAAACAUCGCAAUCGACGAAAAACAAGACGAUACUAGCUACGAACGAUUGACUGUACAAUGCGUGCCUGCGUGAGUGUUUUAGCGGUAGUUUCACCUAAUUUUAAGGUUACCGAUCUAUUUUAACUAUUGACAAGUUUCAGUUCGAGCAAUUUUUCCAAAGUUAAUUAUUAUUAGUCAAUUUUUGAAAAAAAAAACGCACAACCCAAUCCAAGGGUUUUUAUCACUGCUUGUUAGCUUCAGGUUUCAUGCGCCCCUAGAAUCUCAUCUCUCUAGUCUUUGCAGAGGAGAGAACGCUGAAACCAAAUCUUCUAUGAUGUACUUUUUCCCUUCUUUACAAUGCGAGCCAACAGGCUCGAACGCCAAAUAUAAACGAAAACUUUCCAUGUAAUGCAUUUGAAUGUGUGCAGCCUCUAACGAAUAAAAAGUUCAUGUUUGCCAAUAGUCGAAUACAUAGUAUUUUUCAAACCGUUAACACCUUGUCUCCAGUUGUUUACUAGUUGUAUCUACGCAAAGCAAUAGCCGACGAGAAAUAUGCUUAAUGUUUAACAAAACCCAGCAGAAAAAAUACCGAUAGUUCGCGAAGUGUUUCACAUGGCUUAGAUCUUAGAGUUCUGAUUUUCAAAUGAUUUAGAAUUGUAAAUAUUCGAAAAAAAAAACUGGAAAACCUGCAGAGUCUCCGUCUUCUCCGUUAAGUCUGUAGGAAACAGAAACAAAGCAUUCACAGCCUUAGAAUUAGUUUGCUUGCAUGAGUUGUAACGAAAGUAACUGUUCUUUAGAAUAACAAAUACUAAUAAGAGAGUAGAUGAUAUACAUACGACCGAUAA
Wyeomyia smithii (pitcher-plant mosquito) is the source of this 9547-nucleotide messenger RNA. It is a transcript of the gene Ppn, whose product is annotated as papilin. The record is from RefSeq and is a predicted model, not a curated record. NCBI's taxonomy places the organism in Eukaryota, Metazoa, Arthropoda, Insecta, Diptera, Culicidae. Gene Ontology annotation, molecular function: metalloendopeptidase activity; serine-type endopeptidase inhibitor activity. Gene Ontology annotation, cellular component: extracellular region; extracellular matrix. Bases 1033 to 8694 code for a protein of 2553 amino acids. Gene Ontology annotation, biological process: extracellular matrix organization. The transcript has 18 exons.